Molecule: messenger RNA, 1101 nt
Organism: Saprolegnia parasitica CBS 223.65
Lineage: Eukaryota; Oomycota; Saprolegniomycetes; Saprolegniales; Saprolegniaceae
Exons: 3
Coding region: 77-1054 (325 amino acids)
Biological process (GO): steroid biosynthetic process
Molecular function (GO): 3-beta-hydroxy-Delta5-steroid dehydrogenase (NAD+) activity
Source: RefSeq, a predicted model, not a curated record
CGCCGCCUCCCACGCCUUCUUCAUCCUCGCUCACUUUUCAAUCUUCCAGCAACUGGAUCAACUCAACACUAAUACCAUGUCGGCAACUACCGUGUGCGUGACGGGCGGCUCGGGCUUCCUCGGCUCAUAUGUCGUCAAGCUCCUCCUCGAGAAGGGCUACCGCGUCAACACGACCGUGCGCGACGUCAACGACGCCAAGAAGGUCGCCCAUCUCCUCGCGCUGCCCGGCGCCGCCGAACGUCUCGAGCUUUUCCAAGCCGACCUCCUCGAGGAAGGGUCGUAUGACAAGGCGAUCGAAGGCUGCGCGGGCGUCUUCCACACGGCGUCGCCCUUCUUUUUGGCCAACCAAACGCACGAGUCGCUUGUUGUGCCGGCGCUCCAGGGCACGCGCAAUGUCCUCGACACGUGUGCGCGUCACCCUAGUGUCCGUCGCGUCAUUGUGACAUCGUCGACAGCGUCGGUGUACGUGCAUCUCGGCACCAAGCCCGCCGACCAAAUCUUUACCGAGGCCGACUGGAGCAACGUCGAGGGCAUGGAGGCUCGUGGUAUGUGGUACUGCGUGAGCAAGACUUUGGCCGAGCGCGCCGCCUUGGACUACCCUAAGGAGCACUCUGUGGCGUUUGAAGUCGUCACCAUGUGCCCGACCAUGAUCUUUGGCCCGAUGCUGCAGCCCGUCUUGAAUGAAAGCAGCCAAGUGGUCUAUAACCUGCUCACGGGCGUGACCAAGGAAGUACCCAACAACGCGCGGGCGGUCGUUGACGUUCGCGAUGUCGCGGCGGCACACAUUGCCGGAUUUGAAGUCGCGGCGGCCAGUGGGCGCUAUAUUCUUGUGGCAGAAACCACCGACGACUUUGAGAUCCGCGACGCGAUCGUCAAGGCCGCACCGAGCGCGCUAAACGUGCCUACAACCGCGCCACCCGCGGUCCGUGCGGCGCGCACGGCGGUGGAUAUGGCCAAGGCCACGAAGGAGCUCGGUAUUUCGUUCCGGCCCCUGGACGAAAUGGUCCAAAGCACGUGCGACAGCUUGCAGCAGCAUGGGUUUGUGCGGUUUUAAGUGACCAUCUCCAAUGUACAUCGUCGUACAUCUUGAGUACUUCACCG